This is a messenger RNA of Pistacia vera, 1059 nucleotides long. RefSeq names its product GDSL esterase/lipase At5g03610-like. The record is from RefSeq and is a predicted model, not a curated record. The coding region runs from base 1 to 1059 and encodes 352 amino acids. Gene Ontology annotation, molecular function: hydrolase activity, acting on ester bonds. The transcript has 5 exons. NCBI's taxonomy places the organism in Eukaryota, Viridiplantae, Streptophyta, Magnoliopsida, Sapindales, Anacardiaceae.
AUGGCUAAAACCUUCAACUUUCUCAUCUUUUUCUUGACAAUAUCAUUGUUUACAGGAAUUCAUGCAAAACAAGAGUUGCAAAACAUAUCGCAACCUAUUGCCCACCCGAAGCUUUUUGUUUUUGGAGACUCUUAUGGUGAUACAGGCAACUUCAGGAUAAAUCGUACUACAAUUUCCUGGAAUGAACCAUAUGGAAUGACUUAUCCUGGAAGACCUUCCGGCCGGUUCUCCAACGGCCGUAUCCUCACGGAUUACGUCGCUGAACAUUUUGGCAUAAUAUCUCCUACGCCUUUCGAAGCGAGAUAUUCAGUGAAUAAAUCAGAACUACAACAUGGCAUGAAUUUUGCAUACGGUGGCACUGGUGUUUUCGACACUUUGGUGGAUCAACCAAGGAUGACAGUUCAAAUCGACAAUCUUCAACGACAACUUGAUCAAAAUGUUUACACCAAACAGGACCUUGAUUCCUCCAUUGCUCUCAUUUCUCUUGCUGGCAGUGACUAUUCCACUUUCAUUCUUAGUAAUGAUCACAUCAAAGAUGCCAUUAGUUUGCGAAAUCAGACGAGGAGUAUCAUUCGACAACUUUCAAUCAACCUGAAGCGCCUUCAGGCCAUGGGAAUAAAAAAGAUUUCUAUUACUUCCAUUGAGCCUAUGGGGUGCUUGCCCAAUUCAGCCACCUUUUCUUCAUAUCAAAAUUGCACUGAAGAUUUCAACACCGUCGCAUUGUUUCACAACCAGAUGUUGUGGAAUGAAGUGCAAAAGCUAAACAACACCACCCAGGAUUCAUUCAUUUUGCUCCUAGAUCUCUAUGGCGCAUUCAUGUCAGGAUUAAAGAAAGAUGGAAAUCUUUUAGGAAAUUCUGAGAUGAAGACGUUGUUGCAGCCAUGCUGUGUGGGAAUAAACGAAAGAUAUUUUUGCGGGAGUGUAGAUAAGAACGGGAAAAAGAAAUACAGAGUAUGCAAAAAUCCUGAAGAAUCAUUCUUUUGGGACGAUGUCCAUCCUUCACAAAAUGGGUGGAAAAUUGUUUAUGAUGCUUUGAGACCUAGCCUUGACAGACUCUGA